Molecule: messenger RNA, 1206 nt
Organism: Lodderomyces elongisporus
Lineage: Eukaryota; Fungi; Ascomycota; Pichiomycetes; Serinales; Debaryomycetaceae
Product: 6-phosphofructo-2-kinase
Exons: 1
Coding region: 1-1206 (401 amino acids)
Biological process (GO): fructose 2,6-bisphosphate metabolic process; fructose metabolic process
Cellular component (GO): cytosol
Molecular function (GO): ATP binding; fructose-2,6-bisphosphate 2-phosphatase activity; 6-phosphofructo-2-kinase activity
Source: RefSeq, a predicted model, not a curated record
AUGGAUAUCCAGCAAUAUCAACCACUGCCGCAAAACAAGAUCCACCAAGCAAGAGAAACCGACGAUGGCGACUUACACCAAGAAGAUAUCUUUAGCACAAGCUCAACAACAUCCGUCAACUCAUUGUUUGAUUUUCCAACAGCAUCCACUUCAACAACAACACCCAUACUAUCACGCAAUGAAUCUAUGAAACAAAAGUUUAUCAAUCCCGGGUACAAGCUCACACCCUCGAUUGAAGAAUUCACCACCAAAUUAGACAAGAAACUCAAUCAGCAAUUGAGAAAAACAACUAUAAAUUCUAAUAGUACUACCAGUAACACCACCACCAACAAAAAUGCUUCAACAAACACUAGUACAACAAACAUUAGUACUCGCAACAAUACUAAUGAAUUGAAAUCCAAGUUAGUAGUGUUGCUCGUGGGUUUACCAGCCUCGGGCAAGUCAACAUUAUGCCACCAACUAAACUCAUAUAUCAAUAACUACACGCAAUACACAAGCAGAAUAUACAAUGCCGGAGACGUGCGUCGUAGAAAGUCUUUGGGAAUAUUCAAUGACUCACGCUUCUUUGACCCAAAGAAUAAAGAAGCAAGACAAGAUCGUGAAUUGUACGCAUCGAUUGCAAUCUCCAAUUUGAUCAAGGACAUUACCUCCCCUCCUCAAAACAAAAACUCAAUCGAUAUUGGGUUUUUCGAUGCUACAAACACGACAAAAGACCGCAGACAACGCAUGCUAGAAACUAUUCACACCAACAAUACCCAAAAUGUACAAUUACGCACAGUCAUUCUCGAUGUACAGUGCAAUAACCAACACAUGAUUGACUACAAUAUCUGCCAGGGAAAAGUGUACAAUGCAGAUUACGCUAAUUUACAAUCUGAAAAAUCCCUUGCAGUACGUGAUUUCAAACAACGCUUGCAACAUUAUCGCGAAGUAUACGAGCCAGUCAGCUGGCAAGAAUUGGACGCAUACGAUGACCAAGAAUUGAUCACUGCAUAUGUCAAAUGCAUCAAUGCAGGAGAAGUGUUUGACGUAUCGCUAGGCAAGAAUGUCACAGCACACGAAGAAGAAGAAGCAGAAGAGGAAGAGGAAUUAGAUGGAUGGUACAUAAAAAUUAUUGAAAAGUUUCGUACGAGAUACUACGAAACAGAGGGGAAAAAGUACCACGACCAAGUCAAAGAAUGGGAGAAACUGCAAGGGUAUACAAAUUGA